Molecule: messenger RNA, 568 nt
Organism: Rubroshorea leprosula
Lineage: Eukaryota; Viridiplantae; Streptophyta; Magnoliopsida; Malvales; Dipterocarpaceae
Source: the annotation of a GenBank genome assembly
CAAGCAAAAUCUCUUUGAAUUUAAACCCUGUGAUCGAUCCAAAGAGGAUCUUAUUAUUAUGGCUAAAAUGGGUAUGAUUUGCUUUCUCUUGGCUCAGAUCUUGCUGAUUCAAGCGAUGGGUGGUAGGUCCGACGCCAACCCACCUGGUAUCGCAGUGGAAAGCAGUGGUGAGGACAAUGUGGUGGUUGCUGCAGCUCCGGUAGAGAGGUCUAAGGAGACGGCAGUGGCUGAGGCGCCGGAGAUGACUCAGAUCAGACGGCUAGGGAAGCAUCAUUCGACGGAUAAGUCUGUUGCUGGCGGCGGCAUUAUCAUUGCUGGGCUUGUCACGGCUAUUUUCGCAGCCGUUGUGUGCUACAUCCGGGUUACCAGAAAACGGGGCGGUGUUUACUGAGGUCGUCUUCUGGAUUUCUUGAGAGAGUUUAUUUUUAUUCAAUGAAAUUCUUAUUCUUAGUAGGAGUAAAGCAGUGAUUUUGAUACAUAAACCUAUUAUUUUAGAAGAGCGAUUCGCUCCUCUAUUUGAUUGUAUUAUGUGAAAUUGUGAAUACUAGAUUAAAAUUAUUGAUUUUGC